AUGAGUCUAAAGAAUCUCAGUAUAAUUUUAUAUUUUUAAAUUUUAGUUUAGAUAUCGCUUUAGAUAGAUUGUCUGAUAUAAAACUCCAUACUCAAUGUGCCUUCUACAGGUUGCAAUCUUCCCUUUGUAUAAAAUUAAAUUACUUAAGUAGAUUAGAUCAUUUUAAAUGGCUAGUUGACUAUUAGUAGAUACGCUAGUUUGCAGUAUAAGACUUUGGUAGUUAAUAAUGGAGCAGCUAUGAAUUUGAAAUCGAAUUAUGAGUAAAUUAAAAUUGAAGACAUAGGAACAGACAGUUGCAGCUUAAGCGCCCUUAAACCAGUAACUAUGAGUCUAUCAUCUUAAUCUCAGAAUCUUGUUUAUGAUAUCUACUCUAUUUCUAAUAGUAAUUAGCUAACUUUAAGAGAUUUGCCAUUGGGAUUAUUUCAUGGCGUAAAAAUAUUAAUUUCUUCUCUAUCAGGUCUUACAGAAUAUGCUAUGGUUGAUAAGAUAGUUGAUCAAGUCGUGUAUCUAUAAAAUCCUCUAUCAAAUAAUCAUUUAAGCUGGUAGGUUGCAGGAACAUCUCUACAAACAUAUUAUCCGAAAUUAAUAGUCAUUGAUGAAUAAAGGAUCAUCUUUAAAAGCGCAUGUUUAAGAAUAAUUCCCUAAAAGCCUCAAGAUAGUUUAAAAAAUUCUGGAAUUCUUUUUUAAGACAUGAAAGGUCUUUCUUAUGAGAAUUAAGAUCAAAGUAAUAUAGUAGAACUUGCUCAGUCAAUAUUUUUAAACUCAGAUAACUUUAAAAACCAAUUCUUUUCCAUUACAGGAAAAAUAAGCAAUAUACUAAUAAUUGGAGUUAAUUAACUUACUAUUAAUGAUCAAACUUAGUUUUCAGGUAUAUAAUAUAUUAGUAUGUACAGGAUGCACUAAUCUUCACUUAAUAUUAAUGCUCUACCUACAACUCCCAAACCGACUAUACUAGAUUCAUGGUAUUCAAAUGAUUGCUAAGCUACAUUGACUUUAAAUAAUAUAAACGCUUCUUACAAGUUACAAAACUCAAAUUUUUUAAAUUCUCAAUUAACAGUCUCCAACGCACAACCUUACGAUCUAUUAAUACUCAGUAAUCGCUUACUUAAUUUUAUUUUCAGCACAAGUAAUAGCUAUAUCAAUAACUUAACCAUUUAAGCUAACUAAAUAGCAGGUAAGGAACUAAACUUGCAAAAUGUUUAAUAUAAUUAAGCUAAUAUUUAAUAAAAUUAUUUUGAUGGUACAGGAUUAAAAUAUGCUAUUCUUCUAACUGAAUUAUCUGUGCUUUAAUAAUACUAAGCAUUUCUCUCAUUAGAAUUAGAUGGAAAUGUUUUCUCAAAUUUUGAAUAUCAUGGCUAUGAUUUAAUUACUACUUCACUUCAAAGUAAUGGUUAUUAAGAAACAGUUUUGAGGCCUUCUUAGUUCUACUACGAAGUCACUUUAAAAAUUAACCUAUAUAACCUUUUACCAAAUAGUUAACAAAAAGUCAUUUUUUUACCCUCUUUAAGUCUUUGGUAUUAAGACAAUUCGAGUAAUGACCCUUACUUUGUUCUCCCUCUUGAUGAUUCCUUUUAUCAUAAUACAAGGUUUAUUAGAAUAUCUCCUUUAACCAAUAUAAUUUAUCACAAACCUUUAUACUUCUUUUAGUAUUACUUAGCUAUUGUUUAAUUUGAUAUUGGAUAAGCUACUGGCUAUUACAUGGAUACAUAAACCUAAGAAUUCAAGCAAACUUGGUAAAUAGGUACUUCUUAUUACUUGCUUGAAAAUACAAUAUAUAAGGCUUACUUUAAAUCAACCCUUAAUAAUUAGCUUUAAGCUGCUCCUUAGCAACUCAAUUUUGUUAUAUAUUAAGGAAAUACAAAUACUUUUAAUUCUAUCCCACAAAUUAAGAUUUAUUUUAAGGCAUCAACCCCAAUUUAAGUAAUAAGUGUUAAGAUAAACGGAAUAUCUGUAGCAUCUCCUAAAUAUGUUUAAAUAGAUCCUAUAGAUGGAUGCUUAAAUAUUUACCCAUAAUCAAAUAUGAACUAAGCAGAUAUAUCUAUUAAUAUUUCAAUAACUAAUUGCCAAGAUGGAUAUGUUUUAUCAAACUAACAAUGUGUUUCUAACUGUCCAAAUGGAUAGUAUCCACUAAAUUCUAUCUGUUUAGAUGGACAAUAAAAAAAUGGAUAUUAUUUUUAAAACAAUUAAUACUUGCCAUGUUUAGGAGGAGCAAAUAAUUAAUGUAAAACUUGUACAACUUCAAAUGACUGCUAAAGCUGCUUCCUUUCCCAAUUUUCAUAGGCUAAUUUAUGCUAUGCUAACCAGUACUAAUAGUUUAAUACCGGAGGGAAUUUUCAAAAUUGUAUUCAAAAUUGCUAAUCUUGCUAAAAUCAAUAAACUUGUUCUGUAUGUGUUGAUGGAUACGUUUUAAGCUAAGAUCAAAAAUCCUGUAAUCUUUGCCCAUAAGGAAAUUUUAUCAAAGACUAUUAAUGUAUUCCAUGCCCUUCUAAUUUUAAUUGUGCAGAUUGUUUCUCUUAAUAUGGAGGAUCGUGUAGAUCAUGCAAACCUGGGUUUACUUUAGUCUAAGGGUUUUGUUAAUAAACAUGCAUUCAAGGUUAGUACCUUGAUAAUAAUGGCAUAUGCUAACCUUGUGAUCCUACCUGCUUAGAAUGCUCAGGGAGUGGAAAAACUAAUUGCACUAGAUGCUCAAAAGGAAAAACUUUAAAUGUAUAGCUCUAAUCUCAAACAUGUGAACAAAUUACAUGCACAAACCUUUAAUUUUAAAAUAACAAUAAUGUAUGUCAAAACUGUUUUGAUUAAGCAAAUCAAAAUGGGUGCUUUGAUGCUUAUCCUAAUUCUAUUAUUUGUGGUCCUGGUUAGUAUGCUCAAUAAAAUGUAUCUGGGUGCUAGACUUGUGAUGCAAGCUGUAAAACAUGCUUGUAUUAAUCUACGAACUGUAUUUAAUGUAAUUAAGACUAUAUUUUUGUUUCUGGAAACAAUGGUUAGUGUUAAAAGUGUUAGGAUGGUUUUUAUGCCCCUCUAAAUGAGAAAACUUGCAUUAGUUGUAAUAGUCCAUGUAAAACUUGCUCUGGGUCGAGUGGCAACUGUUUAACAUGUUUAGAUGGUUUUUAUUUUGAUAACAACAGCUAAUAAUGUGGUAAGUGUGAUUUGUCUUGCUCAAAGUGCUAAGGAUCUUCAACAAAUUGCACUGAAUGUUAAAGUGGUUAAUUUUUGAGCAAUGGGAAAUGCAUAAAAUGUGAUGUAAGUUGUAAGGAAUGUAUGAAUACUUCAACUUAUUGUACUAAAUGCCCUUAAAAUAAAUAUGUAUCAUCAAACCAAUGCUUGAGCGAAUGUCCAGCAGGCUAAUAUGCUGAUUCUUAGCUAGGAAUAUGUUAAGAUUGUGAAAAAUCUAAAUGCAAAGAGUGCUAAGGAUCAAAAUACUUUUGCACCUAAUGUAAUUAAAACUUAUUCAUUUAAGAAGGAACAUGUGUCGCAACUUGCUCUGAAGGAUAUAUUUUAUUAAAUAUGUAAUGUAUAAAAUAAAGUGAUACAAGAAACGAAUUGGAACCCGGUGCUUUAGUUGGUAUAGUGUUUAGUUGCUUUGUAUUUUUGAUAUUAGUUAUAAUGGCUCUAAGUUACUUUUAUAAAAAGAGAUAAUACAAAUCAGUUAUUUAAAUAGACCCAAAUUAAGACAAUUUUAAGAAUAAUGGUGUUUUUACCAAUAACUAAUUAUAUACAUAGUAAGAUAUUGAAACAAAAAAUUAGUUAGAUGAAAAAAAAAAUUAGAAGGAAGCAAUAGAAUAAACAGAAGUUAAAGUAAUAAAUUGA
Tetrahymena thermophila SB210 is the source of this 3807-nucleotide messenger RNA. RefSeq names its product surface protein. NCBI's taxonomy places the organism in Eukaryota, Ciliophora, Oligohymenophorea, Hymenostomatida, Tetrahymenidae. The record is from RefSeq and is a predicted model, not a curated record. The transcript has 2 exons.